Molecule: messenger RNA, 603 nt
Organism: Suillus clintonianus
Lineage: Eukaryota; Fungi; Basidiomycota; Agaricomycetes; Boletales; Suillaceae
Exons: 2
Coding region: 190-588 (132 amino acids)
Source: RefSeq, a predicted model, not a curated record
ACGGACUGUGCUCAUAUUGCAAACUGGAUUUACCGAAAUGUCCCUGGUGCAGCUGAACGAAUUAUCAAUUGGCUAAACUGUGCUACAUAUGCACAUGCUUGCACUAUCGUAGUUUCGAAGCGCAAGAAAAACUUACUCCAGGAGCCAGCCGAAAAUAUCCUCAUUGAAUGUCGCUCGUCAGGACCUGGCAUGGACUCAGUUCCUACUCCGGAAGAGCGAGAAAACGCGAUUCUCCAGGCUGCCUGGCUUGACCUCCAACUCAGCUAUGAUCUGACCUCGAUGGACAUAGACGUCGACUUGGAGUGUCUUGGCAUACUGGAACAGCGGAUGUUCGAGCUCUCGUUGGCUGCAGGAGCUGCAGGAAAUGAACAAUGGGGCAAAGAUGCUGGUGCACACCAAGAGCGAUGGAAUCCCUAUGAGGGCCUCCCUGAGCACUGGAAUCAUGGCGACCGAGAUUCAUACGCACCGGAAUUUGAAGGAGAAGUAGACGUGCGUCAUCAUCGCUUUUCAUCGCGGAUCAGUCUGACAUGGUUCGACAAAAAAACCAAACCGCGGCCACGACCAAGGAAGAUACACAAGGCUUCAUAGGCUGGGGCCUCGUAG